This is a messenger RNA of Fusarium coffeatum, 1623 nucleotides long. RefSeq lists its product as uncharacterized. The record is from RefSeq and is a predicted model, not a curated record. Gene Ontology annotation, biological process: proteolysis. Gene Ontology annotation, molecular function: dipeptidyl-peptidase activity; serine-type exopeptidase activity. NCBI's taxonomy places the organism in Eukaryota, Fungi, Ascomycota, Sordariomycetes, Hypocreales, Nectriaceae. The transcript is spliced from 2 exons. The coding region runs from base 1 to 1623 and encodes 540 amino acids.
AUGCACCUUCUCGCCAGUCUCGGAGCUGUUGCGGUCUUGCUGCAACACGUCUAUGCAUCCGGCUCGCGCCAACAGGCUCAUUUCGAAUCGAAGCCAGACUCUCAGCUUCUAGCACGACAGAGCGGAGAUGAUACAGCUGGUGUUCAAAAUGGUGUAUUCCACCAACUGAUCGAUCACGACAACCCUUCCCUGGGAACUUUCGACCAGCGAUACUGGUACAGUCUGAACUACGCCAACGGCAGCAACCCGCCGGUCGUUCUUAUCGCUCCGCUCGACGCCGAAGCUGAACAAGUCAAAUUCUGGCUGCACGAUGACUAUGUCAUUGGCGGUAUGAUUGCGAAGCGUAUUGGUGCUGUCAUGCUCAUGCUUGAGAACCGAUACUUUGGCAAAUCUUCACCCUUCCAGAAUCUCACAACUGAGAAUAUGAAGUUCUAUACCGAGGACCAGAUUAUCAGAGAUAAGAUCCAUUUCGCAAAGACCGCGGAUCUGCUGUUCGCGAAGAAAGAUAGCGCCAGGCCAGAUCAAGUGCCUUGGAUCCAGACUGGUUGCUCAGCGCAGGGAAAUCGCGUCUUGUUCACGGAGAAGGAAUACCCGGACGUAUUUUGGGCUUCGUGGUCGUCGAGCGCACCCCCUCAAGCGAUUCCAGAUUUCUGGAGGUACUUCGACGCUGCCAAGGCUUACAUGCCCAAGAACUGUACGACAGACGUGGGGAAGGUCAUUGACUAUCUAGACGACAUUAUGCUUCACGGGUCAGCAGAUGAGAUCCAGAAGAUCAAAGAGGAGUUUGGCGCUCUAGACCUCAAGCAUAAUGAUGAUUUUAUGAGCCUACUUAGCUAUGGUCCACAAACCUUCCAGGGUGCCAGUCUGCGUAUCCAUGACACGUGGCAAUUCUGCGACUAUGUCGAGAAUGCCGUCGACACCACAGACAAAACGAAGCUUCCUGGAGUAGAAGGCGUCGGGUUGCAAAAGGCACUAGCAGGCUACGCUCGGUGGACCAAAGAAGUCUGGAUUCCAGGAAAAUGCGAGCAGCAAGGUCCUUGGAAAGGAGAGAAUAAUACAGGAUGCUUCAAUUUUGGCGACGCUGACAGUCUGGUUUAUGCCAACAAGAAAUUGGAUGCGCCAGGUAUUGUCGACACAUUGCAAUUACAAUGGCUCUUCUGCAACGAGCCUGAGGAAUACUGGCAGACAGGUUCACCGAAGGGAACACCGACAUUGGUAUCGCGUUUGGUCAACAAAGAUUUCUUCAGGAAGACCUGUGCUCGUUACUUCCCCGCUGGCCCGAACGGUGAAACAUUUGGCUUGGCUAGGGGAAAGACGGCGGACUCGUGGAAUGCGCGAUAUGGAGGAUGGAGCGACCCAUCAGCGUAUCUGAACAGGACAAUCUUGGUAAACGGCUUGUACGAUCCCUGGCGAGCGGCAUCCUUUGCAUCUCUCCAGAGACCAGGAGGUGUUCUUGGAAACAGUACCUAUGUCAAACACUUUCUGAACCCUGUGGGCAAUCAUUGUACGGAUACAUAUCGCAAUGCUGGUGAUAUAUGGCCAGAGGUCAGGGCUAUCCAGGAAGCGGGGAUUGAUCAGAUUGAAGGAUGGGUUUCAACCUUUCCUACACCCGAGAAGAAUUAA